This is a messenger RNA of Rhinichthys klamathensis goyatoka, 649 nucleotides long. It is a transcript of the gene acyp1, whose product is annotated as acylphosphatase 1, erythrocyte (common) type. The record is from RefSeq and is a predicted model, not a curated record. Gene Ontology annotation, molecular function: acylphosphatase activity. Lineage: Eukaryota; Metazoa; Chordata; Actinopteri; Cypriniformes; Leuciscidae. The coding region runs from base 166 to 465 and encodes 99 amino acids. The transcript has 3 exons.
ACGUCACCCGGAUGAAGGACGCGCUGUGAUGAUGAUGGUGCGCAUGCGCCACUUCAUGAGCGAAACUUGUGUGUUGAGGUUGAAACGAUAAUAAAGUCGAUUUCACUGCGGAUUUCAGAAACUAGAAAGCCGUUUACUAUCGUCCAUCCACCGGUGCUCAUCAUCAUGUCCACUGAAGAAGAGCUGCUGUCCGUGGAUUAUGAGGUGUAUGGGAGAGUGCAGGGCGUGUUCUUUAGGAAACACACACAGUCAGAAGGGCAGAAGCUGGGUCUGGUGGGCUGGGUGCAGAACACCGACGCCGGGACGGUCCAGGGCCAGAUCCAGGGUCCGGCUAGUAAAGUCCAGCAGAUGCAGCGCUGGCUCCGCACCACCGGCAGCCCGCAGUCUCGCGUCGCCAAAGCAGAGUUCAGGAACGAGCGCGCCGUGGAUAAACUGGAUUUUAAGGACUUCAAAGUUGUUCGUUAAUGACAGAACAACUCAAGUAGUAUUUAUUUACAUGUACUAUUUAUUUUAGUGUUUCAUUUUUUUUUUUUUUUUUGUGACCUAUUGCCUGUUACUGGUAUAAAUAUGAGGGAAAACACCUUUAUAUACCAGCUUCUCCCAGAUUUCUGUAACACUCACAGCUAAUAUAAUAGACUCCACCCCUGAA